GUUAUAGUUCUGUGCUUAUGACCAUCGACAUAACCUUAAGAUGAAUAAAUAAACAAAUAGUAGUACAAUAUAAAAAUAACAAUAAAAUAACCUCAAGAUUGUCAAUUUACGACGUUACUGAGUAGUCUAACCAAAAUUGGCAUUAGUUUUCAAAUCAACUGAUUGAAUUGCUGAAAAAAUGUCAGUGACAUUACAUACGGAUUUAGGUAACAUCAAAAUAGAACUCUUUUGCGAGUCCUGUCCAAAAGCCAGUGAAAACUUUUUGGCUCUUUGUGCUAGUGACUACUACAACGGCUGCCUGUUCCAUAGAAAUAUCAAAGGCUUUAUAGUACAAACUGGAGAUCCAAGUGGCACGGGCAAGGGAGGUUCCUCUAUUUGGGGAAGAAAAUUUGAAGAUGAAUUCAAAGAACAACUGAAACACAACACAAAGGGAAUCGUUUCCAUGGCAAACAAUGGGCCAAAUACCAAUGGCAGCCAAUUUUUCUUCUCCUACGCACCCCAACCACAUUUAGACCUCAAAUAUACAGUGUUUGGAAAAGUUAUCGAUGGCUUAGAUACACUUGAUGAGCUGGAAAAAGUGCCUGUCAAUCCAAAAAACUUCAGACCCGUGAAUGAUAUCAGGAUAAACAGUGUUACAAUACAUGCCAACCCUUUAGCAGGAUGAUUCGACAUACUUUCUUUCAGCUAGAGCAUUCCUUCCAGGGACUGAAUUGUUCAUUCAAAGUGACUGAUUUAUAUAGAUGUCCGACCUCAUUGACACAGAAUUUUGUUGUAAAUUCAUAAAAAGGCGGGUUGUGAAUUAAACGAUUCGAAAUUAAACGAUUUUAUUUCU
Messenger RNA from Leptinotarsa decemlineata (Colorado potato beetle), 832 nucleotides. RefSeq names its product peptidyl-prolyl cis-trans isomerase-like 3. NCBI's taxonomy places the organism in Eukaryota, Metazoa, Arthropoda, Insecta, Coleoptera, Chrysomelidae. The record is from RefSeq and is a predicted model, not a curated record. Gene Ontology annotation, cellular component: catalytic step 2 spliceosome. Gene Ontology annotation, molecular function: peptidyl-prolyl cis-trans isomerase activity. Gene Ontology annotation, biological process: protein folding; protein peptidyl-prolyl isomerization.